GUCAUGUCGCUAAACAGUCACAAAACGACUGUCGUCUGGUGAAGAAGAACAAAAAAAGGCUCGACGCGGUAAUUCAACUACUACUGAAAGCGAAGAAGAAAAGGAAGCUAAGCUAGCCCAACAUCGGGCUGCAUUUAGCGAAUUAUGGCGGCUGUGCUCCCCAUCAGACCCCCGUGCGAUAGCAACCCCGCUACACCUGGAGCACAAUCCCUAAAGGAUGUCAAUGAGGAAGAGUCCAACGAUGGAAGUCAGCUUCCCAAACGACGGAGAAUGGGGUCGGGGGACAGCUCUCGAAGCUGCGACACCUCUAGCCAAGACCUUGGCCCAACAUAUUUCCCAGCAGAGAACCUGACUGAGUAUAAGUGGCCGGCAGAUGACACAGGAGAGUAUUAUAUGCUGCAGGAACAGGUCAGCGAGUAUCUGGGAGUCACAUCAUUCAAGAGGAAGUAUCCUGAUAUGGAGAGAAGAGACUUGUCCCACAAAGAGAAGCUUUACCUGCGUGAACAGAAUGUCAUCACUGAGACACAGUGCACUCUGGGUCUGACAGCUCUGCGGAGUGACGAGGUGAUAGAUCUGAUGAUUAAGGAGUAUCCCCCCAAACACUCUGAGUAUUCAGUCAUUCUGCAGGAGAGAGAGCGACAGAGGAUAGCAAAAGAGUACUCUCAAAUGCAGAAUCAGCAGAAUCCUCAAAAGGUGGAGGCCAGUAAGGUUCCUGAGUACAUUAAGAAGGCAGCAAAAAAAGCUGCCGAGUUCAACAGUAACUUCAACAGGGAGCGAAUGGAAGAGAGGAGAGCUUACUUUGACCUUCAGACACAUAUCAUCCAAGUACCUCAGGGUCGGUUCAAAGUGCUAGCUCCAGAACUAACCAGGACGGGGCCCUACCCAGUGGCCCUUAUACCCGGACAGUUCCAGGACUACUACAAAAGAUACUCUCCCAAUGAGCUGCGAUACCUGCCCCUGAACACGGCUCUGUUUGAACCUCCACUUGACCCAGAGCUGCCUGCACUGGACUCAGAGCCUGACUCAGACGACGCAGAGGAUGUCAAAGACAACAAAAAGAAGAACUCAUCUGACAGUUCUUCAGGCAACACAUCAGAUGUAGAGAGCCAGGAGGGAGCAGGUGGACAGGGCCACAAGUCUAAGGCUAAAGACAGGACGCCGGGCAAAGACGGCAGCCUGCGCCAUUCAGCGUCCCACAAAGCCACCCCAGGUUACAAGCCUAAGGUCAUUCCCAAUGCUAUAUGUGGCAUUUGCCAGAAGGGUAAAGAGGCAAACAAGAAAGGCAAACCUGAGGCUCUCAUUCACUGCUCCCAAUGUGAUAACAGCGGUCACCCGUCGUGCCUGGACAUGAGUGAGGAGCUGGUGCGCGUGAUCCACACGUACCGUUGGCAGUGUAUGGAGUGCAAAACCUGCACCGUGUGCCAGCAGCCACACCACGAGGACGAGAUGAUGUUCUGCGACAAGUGCGAUCGUGGAUACCACACGUUCUGUGUGGGCAUGGACUCCAUACCUACUGGACUUUGGGUUUGUGAAGUGUGCGACAAAGAUUUCACCACACCCAAGAAGAAGGGAGGAGUCAAAACACCCAAGAAGACUAAGUCUGCUCAAAAAUGAUCCACGACAUCUUAAAACACAACACAUGGACAAGAUCCUACACAACUGCUCUGUCAUGAUUUCUGUCGAGUAUAAAAGACCAGAUUCUAUUUUUCAAAAGCUUUAGUUUAUAUGGUCAGCAGUAUUCUAAUAUUGACCGCAUUAAUAAUCAGAAUAAGACAUUAACUACCUUAACCUGAAUAAAGUCAGACUCAAUAUAGUCAGUAGUCAGAUUAAAUUGUACUACACAUCUUGAUCUGAUUCUAACAUCUAAGUUGAGUUUCCACAGCAAUGGUUGUCAACAGUGCCCAUGUAAACAGGAAUAUGAUGGAAUAUUCUUUAAGCAAGUCAUGUUAACAUUAUAAUUUGAACUUCUAAUUCAGAUGAAUGUCAGUAUUCAGAUUAUUGUAGUCCAUGUAAACGGAAUUGUGAUCCAGAAAUAAGCAAAAGUCAUUGUUUUCCAUCUUCAAGCUCAAUUUAAAUGUUGAAUGUUUGAUCAACCGCUAAUGUUUUGUGGUCAAAGCCACAGAUUAGCAUAGCAACUGUGUUCUGUAGACACCACACAAACAUUAUGUUAACAGCCAAACUGCUCACUUUUAUGCAGUGUUGUGUUACUGGAGACCUGGACUCAGAUUUCAGGACCUGUGACUCGACUUAGACUUGAGCACUGAUGACUCGGACAUUAACUGCACUCAAGUUUGAAGAUGGUGACUCCUCGUUUUGUUUUGUUUUUAUAAUUAAUUUGGCAUACAGUAAGGAAGUACAGUAUCGCUUUAAUUAAUGCUGUUAUAAUUCUACAACGCAGCUAAAUAUUAACAUGUGGGCAUGUGGAUUUGCAAGAGCAGGUACAUGCAUCCACUGCCUACAGUUUUUAAAGGACCAUUGUGUAGGAUUCAUUGGCAUGUACUGUAGGGGUUGCAUAUUGUAACCAUGUGAAUUGUUUGCAAACAGACAUGGCAGUAUAACAUGGUAAACUCCAUGGAAGAGGAAGAGCCCCUGAUGUAAUACACAGGACACAUUCCACUGAACUAAAACACAGCUGUUCUUAAUCUUCAUAUACUUAUUCAAAAACAAAAUUAUAAAUAUAGAAUUCCUGUUGAUAAAGCACUCAAUUAUAUACACUGAACCUAAAGAGACACUGUGUACACAGAUUUUACAUUGAAUUCCAGUUACACAGUAAGUAAACCCUUUUAAAUACUGACUGAAGUGUUUAAUUUGUGUUUGUUUUUUUCAAAAACAAAACAAAUGUGUGUGUCAGCUUUUAAGUGGAGCACUGGAAGCCAUCUUGGAACUUGACUCAGACUCAACCUUGGUGACUUGGACUCAGGUAAUGAAACUCAAUCUCGGAACUUAAGGGAUUUAUAGCUGGACUUGGACUUGAGGUGCUGUUACUCGACUAUAACACUGCCACUAUCAGUAUCGGUGUGGUCCUACUUGGUUUAACGUGUUGGAUGUUAGAUGGGAAAUCCAAAUGGUGCUUUUCUUUUGAUCCAUUGCGACUGAAACAAUCAGGUUUGCUGAUGCCAUUUUGUUUCAGUUGCCAUUCAAAACAUUUUGUAUAUUUUUGUGUCGCUACAGUUGUAUUAACAUUAAUUUAAUAAGGCAGGUCAGUAAAGAUCAGCCAUAAAGUGUCUUAUUGGAUUAUAUGACUUGUGCUUGUGAGCCUUUGUAAUGAAAUUUAAAUGAACAGACACUGGCUGUGCUUGACAUCACAGCUGCAACAGUUUUCAGGUAUUUAUGUCUUGAGUAUCUCAACUCCUCACAUCACGUAACCACUGAUUUGUCGUAAAGCAGAAUUGCAAUGGAAUUUGUAUCUGUCAUUUACCAUUAUUCAACUGAUGUUUUUGCAAGCAUCUUAAAUGUUAUGUUUAUUUUUAUUUUUUUUAUUUUGUAUUGUCCUGCAGUGAGCAGAAUUUUUUUUGAUAAAGUUGUCAUAGUCACUGAAUUUCAAGGUGUGCUUCUCAAUAAAAGUCUACUUUUAAAAGUGAAUUAAUCUGUAAGUUAUAUAUAAUUGAAUCUCAGCCAGUUUAAUAACCUGCUGUGUGAAUUUUAUUCUCAAUAAAAUGAAAGGCACAUGG
This is a messenger RNA of Solea solea (common sole), 3671 nucleotides long. RefSeq names its product PHD finger protein 10 (gene phf10). Lineage: Eukaryota; Metazoa; Chordata; Actinopteri; Pleuronectiformes; Soleidae. The record is from RefSeq and is a predicted model, not a curated record. The coding region runs from base 145 to 1614 and encodes 489 amino acids. The transcript is spliced from 12 exons. Gene Ontology annotation, cellular component: npBAF complex.